UCAGACUGAUCGUUCCCGCUUCACAAUGCGGCUCCCUGAUCGGCAAAGGUGGUUCUAAGAUCAAAGAAAUUCGGGAGGUCACCGGCGCCUCUAUUCAGGUCGCUUCCGAGAUGCUGCCUAACUCGACGGAACGUGCAGUGACCAUAUCCGGUACCAGCGAGGCGAUCACGCAAUGCAUAUAUCAUAUCUGCUGCGUUAUGCUAGAGUCCCCUCCCAAAGGUGCCACGAUCCCUUAUCGCCCCAAACCCCAAGUCGGUGGGCCAGUGAUCCUGGCUGGUGGGCAAGCCUACACCAUCCAGGGUAAUUACGCGGUGCCCGCCCACUCGGACAUGGGCAAGCUGGGGAGCAAUCCUUUGGCUGGAUUGGCGGCUUUAGGCCUCGGAGGGCUCGCCACACCGGCAAACACGGGUGGUCUUAACCCGGCAGCGUUAGCCGCAUUGGCCGGGAGCCAGCUGCGUACGAGCAACACGAACAGACAGCAACCAGCGGCGAACAAUCAGACGCAUGAGAUGACUGUGCCAAAUGAGCUGAUCGGUUGCAUCAUUGGAAAAGGUGGUACCAAGAUUGCCGAGAUUCGUCAGAUCUCCGGCGCCAUGAUCAGAAUCAGCAACUGCGAGGAGAGGGAGGGCGGAGCAACGGAUCGCACGAUCACCAUAACCGGGAAUCCGGACGCGGUGGCGUUGGCACAGUACCUCAUCAAUAUGAGUGUCGAAUUGCAGAAAGCUAACCUAGAGGCCCAAAAUACCCAAACCCCUGGCAGCGGUACUACUCCCGGGGCAUCCGGGGCCAGUGCUUCCCCUUCUACCACCACUACCACUGCCUCUCCCUUGGCCAGCGCCAUCCCCUUGGCUCAGCUGCUAAGCAAGCCAGGCGCCCUCAACGCCCUAUCUAGCCUCACCGCCCUCGGCGGACUCACGGAAUUGCUAGGUGGUGCUGCUGGCGCGGCUGCAUCCGCGCUACCGGUCCAGACUACCGGCGUGCACCGAUCGCACAAGACCUUUACGCCGAGGCUUCGUAGCCCGGGCGCACCAGGCCCGACCGACAGCGGCAAGUUCAAGUCCGAGCGUACCAAGUAUAAUCCAUACUGAACGAACGGACAAGCGGCGGGAUGAUGACGAUGAUGUUACAGGGAGAACACUAUACACAUAUACACAUAUACAUACAAACAUACACCCACACACAAAUACAUCUACACACCUAUAGCGUACACUUGCGUAACACCGAAGUAAAGUGCGUACGGACGCCAGGGUAGCGAGUACGAAGACUUGGCGAAGGAUCGACUCGUCAUGUGUUUUUCUUUUUUUUUUGUUAUGGUCCAUAUUUUCAACUUUUAAUCGAUAAAAGUGAUUAAAGAGCUACAUUUAAGGCACUUUUAUCGAUAAAAGUGAGUUCGAAUUAUUGGACGAAAGAUUGUUAAUAUGGAAAGUGUGAGCACGAUUGUUUAAAUGGGUAAGUCGAAAUGUACAAAGCCGUUGAAGAGAAUGAUUUUUUUAUAAUAUUCUUUAAAAAUAUUAUUUCAUUGAGUCUGAUGAUCUCUUUGGAACAGAGGCAUGUUUUUGAAUAUAAAGUAAAAUAAAAUAAAACUGUCUUUCUCAGAUAACAAAGGUGCUCCGCUUGCCCAUACUUUGCUCACUUUCUCUUGAGAAUCACUGUACGGAAACGUUUUGUAGAAUUUUUUUUGUUUGUUUUUUAUGUGUUAUCUUUAGCUGACGUAAAAAGGAAAGGAAAGGGAAAAAAAGAAAUGGGAGCGUUUUUUGGAAUAUCUUUUGUGUAAUUAAACCGUAUGAUCCGAUGCUAAGUCUUAAAAACAACACAUAUACUAUUGUGACACGCCCUCCGAGAUCGGGAGACACUACGCUACAUCGCGUAAAGACUGAUUGUGUGAUUAACGAAACGGCGGAAAUCAUUAAAUCGAUAAAUUCUCUUAAAAUCCCUUGUAACUGACGACAAGAAAAAGCUUUAGUCAUCAUACGUUUGCGUUUCAUUUUGUACGAGCGGUUUCUAAUAGCCUCGGAGGACGCGAUCGCUCAUGCACCGUCGCAAGACAGUCUUUUUUUUUAAUAAAAGUAUAUAUAAAUAUAUUAUUACACUAUAAUAUUAUUAUUGUAAUUAUUAUUACAAUAUUAUGGAUUAUAAUUGAUUACUGUUUGAUGCAAAACAUCUUAUUAGUGUAGCUAUUCCGAUGUGAUUUUUUUUCUCGUAGUAGAUAGAGAUUCUAUUGAUAGGAGCAAGUUUCUUCGCGCGCGCGUGAAUGAGUAUGCGUGAUGAAAAGAGAAGGAAGGGAAGUGCGUGAAAGAAAAAAAAAAAUCGUCUUUGAAUCAUGUGUUUAUCAGUCUUUGUAAUAAAUCGUGUUGAAAAUGCACUACGUCAUAAUCAUGUAAUGUGCUUUUUUGGAUGACUUUUGUGGUCUUCUUUCUUAUGGGGGGAAAAAAAAAAAAAAAGGAAAGAAAAAGGUCUACAGACCGAGUCUGAUCGGGGAGGUUCGUCAAUAUGCGAACACGGUGAAUUUUGCGAAGCAUUAUAAUCGAUCAUCGCAAUGCGAAAUAAUCAAUCAAGCUAUACACAUACAUAGUGUGUUGUUGUAACGGUAAUAAACUUAAUCCUUAUGCAUCCGCACGCGAGACGACCAAAAGUCUGCAUGGGCUCGCGUGUAAAUUAUUGUUUUUGUGAAAUUUAAAACUAAUAAAACACGUAUGUACACACAGAA
Messenger RNA from Pogonomyrmex barbatus (red harvester ant), 2707 nucleotides. It is a transcript of the gene mub, whose product is annotated as poly(rC)-binding protein mub. Gene Ontology annotation, molecular function: RNA binding. Lineage: Eukaryota; Metazoa; Arthropoda; Insecta; Hymenoptera; Formicidae. The record is from RefSeq and is a predicted model, not a curated record.